Molecule: messenger RNA, 1023 nt
Organism: Pieris macdunnoughi
Lineage: Eukaryota; Metazoa; Arthropoda; Insecta; Lepidoptera; Pieridae
Source: the annotation of a GenBank genome assembly
AUGCCUAGUCGCGCAGUGAGUCGCGGCCCUAUAAUUGGCGAAGUCAGUAUGGCUGACAAUCCCUUCGCGACCUUUGAGUCGCUCACACAAGCCGGCAUCAUAGCGGUGAUCGGAGUAGCUAUCAUCAUAUCCAACUUACUUAUCAUAGUUGCCUUUCUUAAUUUCAAAGGUCUAUCGAACGAGGUGAUAAACUACUACUUGCUGUCGCUGGCCGUGGCAGACCUUCUGUGCGGUGUCUUCGUGGUGCCUCUCUCGAUAUACCCGGCCAUCACCGGUCGCUGGAUGUUCGGGGAUCUGAUGUGUCGGCUCGUCGGCUACCUUGAGGUCACUCUCUGGUCCAUCUCAGUUUACACCUUCAUGUGGAUCUCGGUCGAUCGUUACCUCGCCGUUAGGAAACCGCUCCGUUAUGAGACGGUUAGUCUGACGGUGCAAACGCGCACAAGAAGUCAGUGCUGGAUGGUCUUUACGUGGGUCUCAGCGGCCAUGCUGUGCUGUCCUCCCCUUCUCGGCUACAAAAAGGAUGCAAGCUUCGACAAAGAGACUCUGAUUUGCAUGCUCGACUGGGGGACUACUUAUGCUUACACUGCAACUUUAGCCAUGCUCAUACUUGGCCCUAGCGUCAUAUCAAUCGUCCAUAAUUAUUGGUAUAUAUUUGCCAUGAAGAGAAAGCUUAAUAGCGGAGUACCCAUACACGACAAGGAGUACGCGACCGCUUUGGCAGAGAAUUUAGCUAAUCCCAGCCAUUGGAUGAGUUUCGUAAUGGUCACCACGUUCUGGUUGAGCUGGGCCCCAUAUACUGGUAUCAGGAUGUACGAGUAUUUCACGGAUCAGGAAUUAAAGAUGCCCAUGUUGCACUUCGGCAUGGUCUGGGUGGGAAUACUUAACUCUUUUUGGAAAGUCAUAAUCCUCGUAUCCCUCAGCCCGCAGUUUCGUCUAGCGUUACGCAUCUUAUGUCUGACAGCCUGCUGCCGGUCGAAAGGUCGAUUGCAGGCGGCACUAGUGGAACUGGACAACGAUGAUUAG